AGAGCCAGGAUUUGUGACGUGGUUUACAGUACUGGGGCUGGAAAACGAGAGGCGGCCACCGCAAGGAAUAAAAGAUCCUCUUAGAUCAGGUCCAGCUUCAUGUUGAGAGACGAUACUUGGCUGCUGGCCAGAGAGAUAAAUGUGAUCGGAUGAAUGUUUCCUUGUUUUCCUUCUUCUUUUUUUUUUUUGAGGUUGACAGGAUGCCUUUUCCUCCAAAGCGUCAGUGGUGAAUGGACUUAAAGGGUUGCAUACCUCUGAAUGAAUGAUCUGUGACUGGCUUUUAGGAUACCUCUAAGAAACUUUUCUAUUCAUUUACGGGAUGUAUGUUCAAUGACACUUCGGUUCUGCUCUCGGGAAUAUUUAACUUGAAACAGUGCCGUGUGCUCUGUUUUGGAUUCAUCUUGUUAUUUAACCGUAUGUAUUGCUGAACCGGUCGCUCUUUGGCAGCUGAAACAUGGCACUUUAUGUGGAAGGCAUUUCUCAACUGUAUUUUGAUGCAGGUCUGAGUAAAGGAGUGCCCAACGGAGGGAUGGCUCAGUUCCAGGAAAUGAUGCGGCAGCAGCUGGAGAGCUCCAUGCACGCUGAGCUGGAGAAACUGCUGGACACCACCACAGGGGCCGAGAGAGAGGUGUCCAAGAAAGACUUCGAGGGCUUCAAGAAUCUUUUCCACAGAUUUCUGCAGGUGAAGGGGCCGUCAGUGGAGUGGAUCAAGAUACAAAGACCUCCAGAGGACUCUAUCCAGCCCUACGACAAGAUCGCAGCUCGAGGUCUGCCGGACAACGUGGCUGACAGCCUCAACAAACUGGUGGUGGUGAAGCUGAACGGAGGCCUGGGCACCAGCAUGGGGUGCAAGGGCCCCAAGAGCCUGAUCAGCGUCCGCAACGAGAACACCUUCCUGGACCUCACCGUGCAGCAGAUAGAGCACCUGAACAAGACUUACAACACAGAUGUGCCCCUGGUCCUCAUGAACUCCUUCAACACAGACGAAGACACAAAGAAGAUCCUGCAGAAGUACACACACCACCGCGUCAAGAUACACACCUUUAACCAGAGCAGGUACCCUCGCAUCAACAAAGAGUCCCUCCUCCCUGUGGCCACAAGCCUGACCAUGACGGGGCAAAACGCAGAAGGCUGGUACCCUCCGGGCCACGGCGACAUCUACGCCAGCUUCUACAACUCGGGCCUGUUGGACGAGCUGAUCUCGCAGGGCAAGGAGUACAUCUUUGUGUCCAACAUCGACAACCUGGGGGCCACCGUGGACCUCCACAUCCUGCACCACCUGGUCAGCCAGCCCAACGGCAAGCGCUGCGAGUUCAUCAUGGAGGUGACGGACAAGACACGUGCCGACGUCAAGGGUGGCACGCUGAUCCAGUACGAAGGAAAACUGCGUCUGCUGGAGAUCGCCCAGGUGCCCAAGGCCCAUGUGGACGAAUUCAAGUCGGUCUCAAAGUUCAAGAUCUUCAACACCAACAACCUGUGGAUCUCUCUGGCUGCUAUCAAGAGGCUGCAGGAGCAGAAAGCAAUGGACAUGGAGAUCAUAGUCAACCCCAAGACACUUGACGGUGGACAGAACGUCAUCCAGCUGGAGACGGCGGUGGGCGCAGCUAUCAAAAGCUUCGACAACGCCCUGGGAAUAAAUGUACCUCGCAGCCGCUUCCUGCCCGUCAAGACCACGUCGGACCUUCUGCUGGUCAUGUCCAACCUGUACAGCCUGGAGGCCGGCUCUCUCACCAUGAGCCCCAAGAGAGAGUUCCCAACCACGCCGCACGUCAAACUGGGCAGCUCCUUCACCCAGGUCCAGGAGUACCUGACCCGCUUCGAGAGCAUCCCCGACAUGCUGGAGCUCGACCACCUCACAGUGUCUGGAGACGUCACCUUUGGGAAAAAUGUUUCGCUCAAGGGCACCGUCAUCAUCAUCGCCAACCACGGAGAUCGGAUCGACAUUCCUGCCGGCUCCAUGCUGGAAAACAAAAUCGUCUCCGGCAACCUCCGCAUCCUGGACCACUGAGGCCUUUUUCACCCCACCACCUACCCCCUGCCCCAUCAUGUGACCUACUUGGCUUUAUCCCAGUCAUGUGACCUGUUUGUCCUGUUUACCCGACAACAGAUUGUGAGAGGAAGUGGCGUUUCCCCGAAGGCUGUGUGUGAUCGCAUGUGCAGUGGUACAUUAGGACGUAGUUUACACGGUUGGUUGUUGGGAGUGUGUGUAGCUUGCAUAUACUGCCCUCUACAGGCUGUUUAUUAUAUAAUAUAAAACUGUAAUAGUAUUAAUAAAGAGCUAAUCAUAGCUGUCACUUUACAUAAUGAGCUAUAUUCAUGAUAGAGAGAAAAUCAACAUUUCAGAUUUUUAUUUUUUGAAUUCUAGUUUUAACUCAUGAUUUUCACUGUUUCCUGGCCAGAAAAAUAAAAACCUGUCAAAAUACUGAAAAUAGAUAUGAAUGAGGAACAAACCUGAUGAUUUCAUCAUCAUCAUCAGCUUCAUCCACAGUGUGCACCUACAGCACUGCUAAUGCAAUCACAUAAUGUACGUACGCAGAGAAGUAAUCUGCUUUCUGAAGUGACGGAGGAGUUUAGAGCAUUUAUUUCUAGCACAAACAGAAAGACCUCGCUACAGCUCUCCACAUGGUUCUACAGAUCAGCUGUGAUAUGUUCAUGCCAGGUAGCGUGCAGUGGGUUUAUUGGAGCAGUGUGACGUCACCAAAACAAUGGGCUCAAAGACACACACACACAAAAACAACUCUGUAGUCAUUUGAUCCACUGUUAAUAGUUAUUAUCUUAUUAAUAAAGAUAUCAAUUAGUGCAGUGUUAACUUAAAACAAGAAACAAAACUGUGCAUUGUGAAUUUGUUGAACCAUGCAGAGGUCAAGCCUGAAGUGAAGUUUGUGCUAAGAAAUAUAUUUUGAACCUUUCUCCUGUGAUUCCCAGGUUAUAGAGCGUAGAACGUAUUUCCACUGGGUGUAUUUACACCUGCAGUGUCCAGACUAACCUGGUAAAGACUGUAAAGCUCGCAGGAGUUUGUGCCAUAGAAAGGAACCAAGAUGUCACCCAUGUGAUGCCCGAACAACCUCUCGUCUUUGUUCUGCCCUGUAGCUUUUGGACUGUAAUGAUCCAUGUCUGUCCAGGUCUGAUAUGUGACAAUGCCAUGAAAUGUUAUGUAAUAGUUAAAAUUAUAUUCAUUUUAAAGUGAAGGCCUUUAUUUAUAUAGUCCCAGUGUGAUGUAGAUAAUGAAAAAUGUCACAUUGUGCAUUAUUUUUUUGUUUUUAUUCAGUAUGUUCACAUGUUGUAUGAAACCUUAUGCCUCCAUUAUGGUGUCAAAUCUCUCCCGUUUCCUCUCUGUCCAUCUCGUCAUUCAGCGUUGAGUCUUCACACAAAGCGAGACGGGACAUUUUAAACCAUGUACGCAAGAGUUUUAGUGUGAGAAUACUUGAGAUGCGUGCGGCCUGGCAGCCCAAAAGCAAUAAAUGUUGAUCUGUGACAGUGACGAGGUCUGCGCCCAGUUCUGCCUCCUCAGAGCUGAAUAAAGUGCAAUAUGAACUACUGA
Seriola dumerili (greater amberjack) is the source of this 3541-nucleotide messenger RNA. RefSeq names its product UTP--glucose-1-phosphate uridylyltransferase (gene ugp2b). Gene Ontology annotation, molecular function: UTP:glucose-1-phosphate uridylyltransferase activity. The coding region runs from base 455 to 2008 and encodes 517 amino acids. Gene Ontology annotation, cellular component: cytoplasm. The transcript is spliced from 11 exons. The record is from RefSeq and is a predicted model, not a curated record. NCBI's taxonomy places the organism in Eukaryota, Metazoa, Chordata, Actinopteri, Carangiformes, Carangidae. Gene Ontology annotation, biological process: UDP-alpha-D-glucose metabolic process; glycogen metabolic process.